Myiozetetes cayanensis is the source of this 1635-nucleotide messenger RNA. It is a transcript of the gene SCGN, whose product is annotated as secretagogin, EF-hand calcium binding protein. The coding region runs from base 7 to 828 and encodes 273 amino acids. Gene Ontology annotation, biological process: regulation of presynaptic cytosolic calcium ion concentration; regulation of long-term synaptic potentiation. The transcript has 11 exons. NCBI's taxonomy places the organism in Eukaryota, Metazoa, Chordata, Aves, Passeriformes, Tyrannidae. Gene Ontology annotation, cellular component: dendrite; synapse; cytosol. The record is from RefSeq and is a predicted model, not a curated record. Gene Ontology annotation, molecular function: calcium ion binding.
AGCACCAUGGAGAGCGGCGCCGAGGGGCGCCUGGACGCCGCCGCCUUCCUCGGGGCCUGGCGGCACUUCGACGCCGACGACAACGGUUACAUAGAAGGCAAGGAACUUGACAACUUUUUUCAUCACCUCCUGGAGAAACUGGGACCAGAAAACACCAUCACAGAAGAAAAAGUUCAGAGGAUGAAGGAGCAAUUCAUGUCUGUCUACGAUGUCACCACAGAUGGACGCUUGCAAAUCCAGGAGCUUGCCAAUAUGAUCUUGCCUGAUGAUGAGAAUUUUCUACUGCUUUUCCGACGGGAAACUCCCUUGGACAACAGUGUGGAAUUCAUGCGGAUCUGGCGCAGUUACGAUGCUGACAGCAGUGGAUUUAUUUCAGCUGGUGAGCUCAAAGAUUUCCUGCGAGAUCUCUUUUUGCAGCAUAACAAGGUGGUCGCUGAAAUGAAGCUGGAAGAAUAUACUGAUACCAUGAUGAAAAUCUUUGACAAAAAUAAAGAUGGACGGCUGGACCUGAAUGACCUGGCAAGGAUUCUGGCGCUCCAGGAAAAUUUUCUUCUACAAUUUAAAAUGGAUGCUUGCAGCACAGAAGAAAGGAGAAGAGAUUUUGAGAAGAUCUUUGCACAUUAUGAUGUUAGUAAAACGGGAGCACUUGAAGGCCCAGAAGUGGAUGGGUUUGUCAAAGACAUGAUGGAACUGGUCAAGCCCAGCAUUAGCGGGGUGGACCUGGACAAGUUCCGCCAGAUCCUGCUCAACCACUGCGAUGUGAACAAGGAUGGGAAAAUUCAGAAAUCUGAACUAGCUUUGUGUCUUGGGCUGAAAAUUAACCCAUAGUUGGGAAAGUGCUCGUGGUUGUGUUUCCCUUGUAAGAUUUGGCUGCUGCUCCUUGUAGAAGUGUGUCUGUGCUGCCGUGUGAGCAGUGGGGAGCCAUGGCACUGUGCUGCUGGGCUGAAGAGUGGGAUUUGCAUGGGGGCUUCCUCACUCCACCAACUCCUUUGUGAUUUUCACUCAAUGCUGCCACUUAUGGGUCCCCUUAGCAAUGUCUCUGCCCACCAUCAGACCAGCUGCUCAGAAAGCUGUUCUUCUUCUGCCCUUAUGAAACGCUGCCCUGCCCAUUCCCAGCAUCUCCUCCAAAAUGUCCCAUCAUUGCUCCCAGAGUGCAGUUAAUUGAUGCUUCUGUUGGUUGCCUUAUACGUGUGAAAUUAUUUGUUGGGUGAACCUUGUGCUUUGUGCGUUUAAAAUAUUGGAUGGAUGACAGUGUAUUUGUGCAGAAAUAAAAUGACAAUUGCAGAAGUUCAGUAAGACCGAAGUUUAUGUGUUACGUACAGAAAGCCAUCUGCUGCAGGCUGGCAGACUACACAGUAGCCUUUUGUGUAAAAUGCGCCAAAUGGCAGGAUGUUUUGGGAUCCUUAUAAACUGUGGUGUUUAAAUCCAUCAGACAAUGAAACAUGGUAGAUCCUUCCCAUGGGGAAACCACACACAUCAGAUAAUAAUGUGAUCUUCAGGAUGGAGCCACUGAGUAACGUCACUUCUGGAGGACACUUCUGACCCAAACUGAAAUAACAUAAAAGGUUUCUGUAAACUGGAAAACAGGAAGGACAGAAGCCUAAUGAGAGCAAAGGUCCUAUACAUGCUUGCUGU